This is a messenger RNA of Suillus plorans, 819 nucleotides long. RefSeq lists its product as uncharacterized. Lineage: Eukaryota; Fungi; Basidiomycota; Agaricomycetes; Boletales; Suillaceae. Gene Ontology annotation, molecular function: protein binding. The transcript has 5 exons. The record is from RefSeq and is a predicted model, not a curated record. The coding region runs from base 1 to 819 and encodes 272 amino acids.
AUGGUCCCGGCCUUAUACAAAUCAAUCGCAACCCAACCACACAACUCCAUCUUUGCACUUCGAGAUGCAAAUGAAUCAAUACGCAUUAAUCCCUCGUUAACAGGCUAUAUUGCAAAGGGCAUUGCCCUCUACGGGAAAAGGCAGUUCCAGGACGCCACGAAAGUUUUUGACCUUGCGUUCAGAUCGGCUGAUGGUGUUGCAAGCACAACGCAUUUACUUUUCUUGAUCAAGGCAUGUUGCUCUUUUAUUGCACACUCCGCGCUUCAUUAUGAGUCACAGGCUAUUGCGCUGUUUAAUGCAAAUAAACAUGAUGAGGCAAUGCUGCGCGUCCAAGAACUAGUCACUGAUUUUCCCGACACCGAUCUUCUUGCUUGCCGUGUCGUUGAAACGUAUCUACGCGUCCAAUUAGGCACCCUUGCCUUGAGUAGCUGGUCUCGUAAGCUUGAAGCUGUCAACCAUUUCACUUCCGCUGUCAAGGCUAGCGUUUUCUUUUCCAAAUCGCCAAUUCAUCGUAUGUAUGGGGAUUUUACCGUGCUCUUCGGGUGGGAUCUUGAGUCAUUGUGGCUCACCGCCCACAAGCAACUAUGUCGCGCUCUCAUGCGGGCGGGUAAAAUUGGAGAGGCAUUCACAACGUUCCAAUCCACGAUGGAAGCAUGUGAUGAAGCUACAAGAUCCAGCUUAUGUGCGUGGUUUGCUGAGAGACUGCAGUAUGCUACGUCUUGUCCGUGGCGACACAGCCCUCUCCGCGAGCAGUCACUCUUGCGUUUUGAAAUGCAAAAAUAUUUCGUACGGUUACUUGACAUUACAUUUAACGCAUGA